UGGGGUAUUUGGGACCCCCUAAAUCAUGACCGCUUGAAAACCAAGGCAUGCCAGUCUCUUGCCUCUGUAGUCACUGGUCGUAGACAUGGCGGCGUGGCUAAAAACUGCGAUACAAGCUGCGAAAAGCCAAAAUGUGUACGCAGCAAGUUAUGCGAUACAGAGCCGUGAUUGCUCUUCAAAACCGUACAUUAUCAAAAAUCCGACUACUGCCAGCUUGAAAAGGGGUACCGGUGGUCGUAGCUCCUUCAACGGUGUGGUAUGUACGAUAUUUGGAUGCAGUGGUUUUAUUGGAUCAUACGUAUGUAACCGUCUUGGAAAAAUUGGUACACAGCUUAUUCUUCCAUACAGAGGUGACCAUUACCAUGUUCGGCCCCUAAAAGUAUGCGGAGACCUUGGACAAGUUUUAUUCCACCCCUUUCAUCUUAAAGAUGAAGAAUCUAUACUCAAGAGCAUGAAGUAUUCUAAUGUUGUCAUUAAUUUGAUUUCAUCAUACUAUCCAACUUCUAACUUCAGUUACCAUGAUGUUAAUGUGAAGGGUGCCAGAAGAAUAGCUAGACUUGCCAAGGAAUGUGGGGUGGAACGAUUUAUUCAUGUAUCUUGUUUGAAUGCAAGCGAAAAACCUAAGCCAUUAAUGAUAAAAAACGGUUCAGAAAUUCUUAAAACAAAAUGGGAAGGAGAGUGUGCAGUGAAAGAAGAAUUUCCAGAAGCUACCAUUAUUCGACCCGCGACUAUAUAUGGACAAGAGGAUAAUUUUAUAACACACUAUAUGAAUGCAUGGAGACGAAAUUUGAAAACGGUACCGUUAUGGGAGGGAGGAGAAAAAACCGAGAAACAACCUGUUCAUAUUUCUGAUGUAGCUGCUGGAAUCACUGCUGUUGCAACAAACCCAUUAACAGCUGGUAAAACUUACGAGUUUAUCGGCCCAAGGAGGUAUAAACUGAUUGCACUGGUCAAAUGGUUUUACGAAAUAGCGUCACGUGGACAAGGAGAUUAUUACAAAAUUAUAGACAUGAAAUAUAAUCCAUUGUUUAGAUUGAAAAUUGAAUUGAAUGAAUUCAUACAUAGACUUCAUAGAACUCAGCCUAUGAAUUGGGAAAUUUUAGAAAUAAAUCACACUAGCGACAAUAUAAAUCCUGGAGUGCCAACUCUAGAAGAUUUAGGCAUAACUCCAUGCACCAUGGAAUCUCGAAUGCAAUGGGAGUUGAUGCCGUAUAGAUUCGAAAACCAUUUCAUAGAAACUGUGGACGAACAAAAAGCAUCUGAUCCAGAAACAAUUCCAAUAAAAUGAAGAUUUUAUAUUUAAUUAAAAUUAACCUGUCAGUUCUCGUUCUUUAGUUGAUGACAUAAAAAACAACGACAAAGCAUAUUAUCAGGAAUAUGCGAGUGUUGACAUUUGUCGUUUAUUAAAUGACAGACCAUUCUAACUACAAUAAAAGGUUACACUAUUUAAUUAUUAAUUUCGUUAUACUGUUACAAUAUUAGAUGUUGGUAAAAAAUAUAAGCUAGUUUGGUCCUCGGUUACUAUGCUGACCGAAGGCCACGCAAAUUUUACAUUACAAAUGGCAAGGGAAAAACUAUUUCCCUUUUAUUUUAUAGUCAGAAGCAUAAUACAUCGAUUAUCCAAUCUUCAGUCAAAAAGUUGAUCAGUAAAACAGUGUAAAUUUAACCAUCUGUUAAAAAUAAUAAAUAUACAUAUAAAAUGGUUUUGGAAUAUUAACAACUUCACGUGCUAUAAUUAGUAAAGAAAUAUACAUACAUAUUACGAGUUGCUUAAAAAUAUAAUAAAAUUUCUAAAUAAAGAAACAGUUGCUCCCGAAACGCAAGAAGUGACUGCUUGCAGUUCAAUAGGAAAUUCUGGCUAGCAUUAAAAUAUGUUCUUGCAUAAUAAAUCUGAUCUUUUUAAAUGGUUCUUUUAUGCACGGAAGACUACGUAUACGUAGAACAAUCAUUCGUUAAGUUAACUCUAAGAGUAUCGUGUCAGCAACUAUAUUAUUAAAUAUAAAUGAUACAAGUAUACAUAUAUGUAUAUCAAUCAAUAAUACAAAUUUAUAAAUGGAACACUACACAUCCUCGAAGAGUUAACUUUUCAAGCAUAAAUUAUAGUUACUUAUCUUUUUUGAAUCACGCAAAUUUUAUCCCUUCGUACAAGGUGAAUUUAUUAUAUCCUUAAUUUCUAUAUACUUUCAUUAUCGUCAUCGAAAGUUAUUUAUUUAAAUCUGAUUGUUAACCCCUUGUUUUGUACACUUUACAUAAAUUAAUAUUAAAUACAUGGAACUAUAUCAAUCAGACUUACUUAUAUACGAACAAUAAGAUAUCUAGAAUGAACAUUUUAAAAGUAAUUGAUAAAAAUCAAAAUACAAAACGAGAGGUCAACAUGACAUGAAGUAUUAAGUGUGAUAAAAUCACCACUAAUUUACAGAAUAAAUCCAUAACAUAUGCAGUUUCGUUGAUCCAUUUACAUGGAUCAGUUAAAGCUCGUAGUCGUGCGAAUUACAAUAAUCGAGAACGUGGUGAAUGUUAAUAAGAGAUCUUGAUAACAUUUUAAUAGCAGUUUCAUAAAGUGAAAUUACAACAAUAAUCCAUCACGUAAGUCUUACUUUUACAAAUUGAAAGGCGGCUGUUUAGAUGUUAUUCACCUUAUAUUUUCAAUAAAAUACAAGUAACAAUCACCCGCCUUAAUAAUUAAAGUACAAUCAUAUUUUUCUACUUGUGACUUUUUUAAACAAAGUCUAACUCUAUCAAAUAAGAUAUGUAAAUGGCAGUAAUAUGUAAAUUUCACGAAUGAAGAAAAUGAUACAUACGUAUUUAUACAAGGUAAUAAAUCUUUCUUAUUGCUA
Osmia lignaria (orchard mason bee) is the source of this 2837-nucleotide messenger RNA. The record is from RefSeq and is a predicted model, not a curated record. NCBI's taxonomy places the organism in Eukaryota, Metazoa, Arthropoda, Insecta, Hymenoptera, Megachilidae.